AUGACAAUAUUUAAACAAUUUGGUACAAAUUUAAAAAUAUACACCAAAAUUAUUCACAUGAAAACGAGACAUAAAACCAUAAAUUAUAAUGCUUUUUGUACUAAAUUGUAUCAAACAAAUCCUCUAAAAUUAGUAUUCCCACUUCACCAAUUUCACAGAAAAUAUUGUUUUCAUUCUUUUAGAGGAGAUGAAACUGAUAGUGAUACUGAGGAUAUUGAACAAAAACGAGACAUUAAAAAUAUUAUAUUACUAGAUAAUAAUGAUACACUAGCAAUAAAAAUAAGUGAAUGUAAAUCUUUGCAAGACAUUUUUGAUAUCUUGAGAAACAACAAUAAUCAAUUGAAUUGGAAAAAUAUCUCUAUGGCUAUAGCUAUGGUUAGAGAACUUCAAAUAAUAUACUACAGAGUGUGCAUGUUUGAAAAGAACUUGAAUUCUUAUAUCACUCCUGAGGAUAGUUUUGAAAACAUUUUAACAAAUAAUGAUUUUUUGAACCUAUUGAAUUUAAUGGAAGAACAUUAUGAGUUCAUGAACAUCCAAUGUUUAUCUUACAGUUUAUUGUGUUUACAUAAAAUUGGAGUUGAUAUAAAUUGUACAGUAAGUAAUAAACUAUCAUAUAGGCUGCAAAAAAUAUUGAUGACUACUCCUGUAGAAGAAAUAGAACCCUGCAUAUUAUCUAGAUUUACUGUAUCAAUUGUGAGUCAUAGAGACCUUUUAGGUCUGUAUAUCCUUAAAGACAUUUGGCCAAUUGUAUUAAAAAAACUAAAUUUAUGCGAAACUUAUGAAGAUAUAAAACAUAUUUCCAUAUGUUUGUACAAUUUGCCGUGGUUUUUAAACAAAUCUAUCAUGGAUAACUUUGUUACAAUAGUUGAACACACUUUGCUGAACAAACCCCAACAUGAUGAUAAAAUCAAAUGCAUAGUGAAAGUGCUGAGACUAAUAAAUAGUCCUUACUGGAUUAAUCAAAACAUUGAUCUCACACGAUCUUUGUUGCUCAAUUUACAAGGUGUUAUUAAACACAUAGCACUAUAUGAUAUGAUACAACUACAAAUGAUUAUCGUGAAACAAUCUGAACCGUAUCAGUUAUUUGAGGAAAUACACAAUGAGACAUCUAAAUGGCUAUCCAAAGCAGAUGUUGAUACUGACAUCACUGUACUUCGACUAUUAUCUUGUAUAGUACCAUCUUCAUCUGCAUCUAGACGAAAACAUAUAGAAUCCUUACUAAGAAAACAAUUUUUAUUAAACAAUAGUUUUUCUCAAUUAUGUAUUGGACCCUUGUUCAAUAUUAUCAGAAAUUUAAAAACAUCUGAUUUACAUAUAUGCAAUGCUUAUUGGUCAAGUGUAUUGGAUUGGCUAAUAUCUGGGAAACCCUUAAUUCGUGAACAUCAUAAGCUAUUACGAAUAUGUAACAGAUACAUGAAUUUUAAUAACAAUAUGUCUGGAACAUACAGACAUUAUAAAUUUGAAAAUCAAAUGAUCAAUUGGUUAAAUGAGGAAUUAGAGCAAGGAGUGUCAGCAAUAAUUCCAUCCAAAUUUAGUAAAAUAUUUUCAUUUUUUAUAAGCUAUCCUAAUGAAAAUAUUGGAUAUGAAAUGCCUGAAGUAAUGGUUAAAAAAGUAUUAGAUACUGUUGGUCAAUAUAGUGUAUAUGAUUGUUACAUUAUUAGUAGAGGUCUGAAUACUGCAUUUAUUAAUCGAAAGAAUAAAACAUCAUUGCCAAUGUUCUUAGAUCAAUAUGUGAGGCUAUGUACUGCACUUAACAAAAGAUGUUUAGAAAUUCUAAAUCAAGAACCAAAUUUAAGUAUAGAUCAAAUAAAUUCCUUGUAUCGAGGAUAUAAUCAUCGAUAUAAUGUUAAAGAACCAGAACUAUUUUAUAAAAUACUGGAUAGGUAUAAAAACUUUACGUCUGAACAUUUUUCAUCUAGGACUAUAAGAGAACUGACUUACAAUUUAGUUACAUCUGAUUGGUAUGAUGCUGAGCUCUUAGACAAAUGCUUGAAGUAUUUAAUAAAAAAUCACAAAUAUUUGUUAGCCGAAAAUGUAGAAAAAAUAUUAACAGUAUUUUUUUUGUAUGGAGUUAAUAGUGAAAAAUUUAUAGAAUUUCUACCUUAUGCAACUGAAAUCAUUAACAGGGAUAAAUUUAAAAUGUCUGGUUUAAAUUUCAUGAGAGCUUCACUUGCUUUAUGUUAUUUUUAUAGUCUACCUACAUCCAUAAAAGAUUAUUUAUUUAGUGUUGAGUUCUUAGAAAAAUUAGAUGAUGAGUUAAAUAACUGUUAUGCUAAGGCUACAUAUCCAUUAAAAGUAAGGCAAUUAUUAAUGAUAUUAAAUAGAGCUGUAUGUAUUGAUUAUCCAGAAUUUGAUGUACCGUGGUUUCAUACUAAGUAUUGUGAAGAAAUCCAGUCAUUAGUUCCUAAACAUACUGGUUCAUUUUAUUUGGACGUGGAAAAAAGAGUAGGUCAAUUAAUUAAAAAUAAAGGUUAUCUGAAAGCAAACUCUUUUUCUCCAUAUGGAUACAAAUUAGAUUUUGAAAUAAUUCUGAAUAAAUCAAAACAGUUUAAGAGGGAAAAUAAAAAUGAGAAAUUAGUUUUGCUUCUUCUGAAUGAAAAAGAUUUGCGAAAGACUGAUAAUGAAAUGAGAGGGCUUUCUAAAUUGAAGCAAAGGCAUUUGGAAAUACUUGGAUAUAGAGUGGUAUGGAUUAAAAAAUCUAUAUGGAAUUCCAUGUUUAUGACUGAGCCAGAAGCUAAAUUAUCGUAUUUAAAGAGUUUAAUUUGGAAAAGACCUUGA
This is a messenger RNA of Macrosiphum euphorbiae (potato aphid), 2778 nucleotides long. Lineage: Eukaryota; Metazoa; Arthropoda; Insecta; Hemiptera; Aphididae. The record is from the annotation of a GenBank genome assembly.